Cheilinus undulatus (humphead wrasse) is the source of this 3933-nucleotide messenger RNA. Its product is annotated as dipeptidyl peptidase 9-like. Lineage: Eukaryota; Metazoa; Chordata; Actinopteri; Labriformes; Labridae. Gene Ontology annotation, biological process: proteolysis. The transcript is spliced from 21 exons. Gene Ontology annotation, molecular function: serine-type peptidase activity; dipeptidyl-peptidase activity. Bases 194 to 2872 code for a protein of 892 amino acids. The record is from RefSeq and is a predicted model, not a curated record.
CAAUCUACUUCCGCGUCUGUUAGCAUUUUAGCAUUAAGCUUCCUGCUUUGUAGAAACUAGUAGACUCACAUGAAUUUACAUCAGCUCUGCUCGUCCUUUAACAUCCGUGCGUUUCUUUGGGAAUAAGGAGAAGGCUUAUCACUGUUUGGACUCGAAGUGGUGUCGGGUCUGGUCCAGGAUUGUUGAACGGUUAAUGCACAGAGUAAAGAGGCUGAAAAUUGAAGACAAGAAAGAAGACGGACAGAAAAGCAUCGGGGACGCACUGGCAGGUAUGAUGGGGGUGGACGAGCUGUCAGACAGCACAGAGGUGGUGGAGAUGGAAGAUGUCAACCCCACACAGUUCCAUGUGGAGAAGCACACAUGGGACGGCCUGCGAAAGAUCAUCCACAACAGCCGCAAGAACACAGGCAUCGUCAUCAACAAGGCACCGCACGACUUCCAGUUCAUCCAGAAGGAUGAGGCCAGCCCGCACUCCCACCGCAUCUACUACCUCGGAAUGCCUUACACCAGCAGGGAAAACGCUUUACUCUACUCAGACAUUCCCAAGAAAAUCCGUCAGGAUGCUCUGUUUGUUCUGUCGUGGAAACCACUGCUGGAUCACUUUCAGGCUAGCCCUCACCGUGGGGGUAUCUCACGGGAAGAGGAGCUUCUGCGAGAGAGGAAGCGUCUGGGGGUGUCCGGCAUCACCUCCUAUGAUUAUCACCGACCCAGCGGACUCUUCCUGUUCCAGGCCAACAGCAGUCUGUACUAUUGCCGCGAUGGAGGGAAAAAAAACUUAACUACGUCUCCUAUGGACCCUGUUGAGAUUAAGAGCCAGAGUUCAGGCACACGCAUGGACCCCAAAAUCUGCCACGGGGACCCCAACUUCAUUGGCUUCAUCAACAACAAUGACAUCUGGGUUACCAGCAUUGAGACGGGCGAAGAGAGGAGGCUAACCUUCUGCCAUAAAGGUAUCGAUAACCCAAAAGAUGACCCCAAAUCGGCAGGUGUAGCCACUUUUGUUACACAAGAAGAGUUUGACCGCUUCACUGGAUACUGGUGGUCACCUGCAUCACGAGAAGAAUCAGACGGGGGUAAAACUUUACAGAUUCUGUACGAGGAAGUAGAUGAGUCUGAAGUCGAGAUCAUUCAUGUACCAUCCCCAGCGCUGGAGGAACGCAAGACUGAUGUCUACAGAUAUCCACGUGCAGGCAGCAAGAAUCCUGAUAUUACUCUCAAAAUAGCAGAAAUCAGGACAGACAAUCUCGGCAAAAUUGUGAGCACACAAGAGAAAGAGCUGCCUGUUCCCUUCACCAGUUUGUUCCCUAAUAUUGAAUAUAUCACCAGAGCUGGAUGGACCAAAGAUGGAAAAUAUGCCUGGGCGGUGAUGAUGGACCGGCGGCAGCAGCACCUCCAGGUGGUCCUGCUUCCCCCUGCAUUAUUCGUCCCCACCAAUCAGGAUGAGGCCAGCAGACAGGAGAGUCUGGAGGCUCUAGGAGACAAUGUUCAUCCUUUCAUCGUCUAUCAGGAGAGCAGCGACAUCUGGAUCAAUGUUCAUGACAUCUUUUAUCCAUUCAUCCAAACCAGUGAUGAUGAGAUCAGCUUCAUCAUAGUGAAUGAGUCGAAAACAGGUUUCUGCCACCUGUAUAAGAUCACCUCAGUGUUACAGCGGAGCUGCCACAACUGGGCAAAAGGAUACACACACUCUGAAGAUGAUUUCAGGUGUCCAGUCACAGAGGAAGUAACAUUAACCAGCGGGGAGUGGGAGGUGCUGGCCAAUCAUGGAGCAAAGCGCUCGUCUAAUCCUCAGAUUUGGGUGGAUGAGGCAGCCAAGCUGGUUUAUUUUCAGGGAACCAAAGACUCUCCCCUGGAGCAUCACCUCUACGUCGUCAGCUAUGACUCACCGGGAGAAAUCGUCCGACUAACCAAACCAGGCUUUUCACACAGCUGCUCAGUGAGCCAGACCUUUGACAUGUUCAUCAGUCAUUACAGCAGUUUGACAACGUCUCCCUGUGUGCACAUCUACAAGCUGAACGGCUCAGACACAGACCCUCUGCACAAAGAGCCGCAGUUCUGGGCAAGCAUGAUGGAGUCAACAGGUUCCCCAUAUGACCAUGUGCCUCCAGAGAUCUUCAGCUUCACAGGGAAGUCAGGGUUUGAGCUGUAUGGCAUGUUAUACAAACCUCAGAACCUGAUCCCCGGCAGGAAGCAUCCCACCGUCAUGUUCGUGUAUGGUGGUCCACAGGUGCAGCUGGUGAACAACUCCUACAAAGGACUGAAGUACUUACGGCUCAGCACACUGGCGUCCCUCGGCUACGCUGUGCUGGUCAUCGAUGGGCGGGGCUCCUGUCAGCGGGGGUUAAAGUUUGAAGGAGCUGUGAAAGACAAAAUGGGUCAGGUGGAGAUCGAGGACCAGGUGGAGGGUUUGCACUAUGUCGCUGAGAAGUACAAAUUUGUGGACCUGAGUCGAGUUGCCAUCCAUGGCUGGUCAUAUGGAGGUUUCCUCUCCCUGAUGGGCCUCAUCCACAGACCUGACAUCUUUAAGGUUGCGAUUGCAGGAGCUCCUGUGACGCUGUGGAUGGCAUAUGACACCGGCUAUACAGAGCGCUAUUUGGACACACCUGAAAAAAACCAGACAGGAUAUGAAGCGUGUUCUGUCGCCAUGCAUGUUGACAAACUCCCCAAUGAGCCCAACAGACUGAUGAUCCUUCAUGGGUUUCUAGAUGAGAACGUGCACUUUUUCCACACCAACUUCCUGGUGUCUCAGCUCAUCCGGGCAGGGAAGCCAUACAACCUGCAGGUUUAUCCCAAUGAGCGACACAGCAUCCGAUGUCCAGAGUCUGGAGAACAUUAUGAGAUUACACUGCUGCAUUUCCUCCAGCAGAACCUCUGAUAAGCCUUCAUACACACUGAGCCUUUUCUCUCCUUUUUCUUAUACUUUCCUCCCUAUAUUUAAACCUGCACCUCUUUACCUUUCAAUCAUUCUAUGAUGAGUUUAAAUGAAGCUAUGCCAAACCUCAUCACACCUUAAAGUGCUGUUCAUCAGCCUUAAAGACGUUUUUAGCAUCAGAUAAACCAUGACAACAUUAGAUGCUCAGAUUUAAGUAAAUCCAUGCAGAAGAGAGUAACACCAACUGAAUUCACGCAGACAGAAAUCUGGUAAUGCUUUAACACCAGCAGAGGGCGCUGUUUAGCAAGAAGCACCAGACUAACUGUGGGGAAAGAGGAUGGUGGAACAAGUACAAAAAUAUACAGAUAUAUAUAAAGUGACAGCAAUGACACUGAUGCUUCUGCUGUAGCUUGUUUCAUCAUAAAUACAUGUCAGCAAGGCAAUGUUGGACCUGCUGUGCCCUAGAGAUUUUCCUUUAUUUGUGCCAUUUCUGUCUCUUAUUGAACUCUCACCUUCAGGGAGCAGACGGAUGAAGUUCUUGUGUUUCUUUCUCUGUGAAAAAAACACUGGAGUGCAACUCAUGAAAAUGAAGCUCUAUAAGCUUCAAAAAGAAAGUUUUCUUUGCUGUGUACUUUAAUGUGCAAUCAUGAAAGACUUUGUGCUGUGCCACAUUUUAGAAAAAUCUGUAAGGAAAUAAAUGCCCCAUUUUAUGUAUUUAACCUAUUUUUAUGGAUUCUGAUGCAAUCGUAAAGAGGAAAUGUAGCGGCCUGUUGUGUUUCCUGUAAAGCUUCUUUUUCUGCUGCUGAAAACUUUCUGUCCAUUUUACUUAUUUGCCUUGGUGCCAACAAAUGUAUCUGUGAAAAAUGUUUGAUACAGCUGUUGGCGGUCUAAGGUGCCUUUUAAGAGUGAACGAGCGCCUGCUCCUAAAGCUGAUAUCAGGGAUUCAGUGCGAGGACCUAAGAUGAUAAAAUGCCUUGCUAUGUGUGUGUCUGAUGAGCUCACAUCACCUCUACGUGUUCAUUGUGUCUCAGAUGUUGAAGAAAUAAACAGAAGUGAACAAUCUC